Molecule: messenger RNA, 1892 nt
Organism: Phyllopteryx taeniolatus (common seadragon)
Lineage: Eukaryota; Metazoa; Chordata; Actinopteri; Syngnathiformes; Syngnathidae
Gene: gtpbp10
Product: GTP-binding protein 10 (putative)
Exons: 10
Coding region: 331-1434 (367 amino acids)
Cellular component (GO): mitochondrion
Molecular function (GO): magnesium ion binding; GTPase activity; GTP binding
Source: RefSeq, a predicted model, not a curated record
UCAUGGAUUGCGACGAUGCUGUGGUCACGUGUUCGGGAGAGUGGCUACGUCGUAACAAGUAAACAAAAAUUAAACCUAUUAGUUAGUGUGGCUAAUUCGGCUUGAAAGUGUGCGUCGGUAUACUUUAAACCAUUUGGAAUCCCCCAGCACGCGUAUUAGUGUAAUAGUUUUUCAUUUAAUGUCCAAACGCGGCAUCGUUUGCUAGCAGGCUAACACUGUCACGUGAUCACAUCUCCCGUCGUCCGGGUCCGUGGAGAGUGAGUGUCCCUUUGCCGUCCUUGCUACCUUGGCGCUCACGCUGGUUAGCAUACGGCUAAACGCUUCUUAAACAUGGUUCAACUGUGCAGAGUUUGCUUCCGUAAAUAUGGAAACUUUGUGGAUAACCUCCGACUGUAUGUCCGCGGAGGUGCUGGCGGCAUGGGCUUGCCCCGCCUCGGUGGCCACGGAGGAAACGGUGGAGAUGUUUGGGUGGUUGCCACAAAGAGCAUGACCCUGAAAGGAAUCAAGGACAAGUACCCUCAAAAUCGCUUUGUAGCCGAGGUGGGAGCCAACAGCAGUGUCCGUUCCUUGAAAGGAGAGAGGGGGAAGAACAUAGAGAUUUUGGUUCCUGUGGGUGUCACAGUCACCACUGACGAUGACAGGAUACUCGGAGAGCUGAAUGCAGAGGGUGAUCGUGUGCGGGUGGCCAGAGGAGGACACGGAGGCUCCUUCUCCUCUACCUUCCUGCCCAGUAAAGGCCAGUCGAGGCAGGUCAGACUGGACCUCAAACUCAUCGCUGACAUGGGCCUGGUGGGGUUCCCAAAUGCGGGGAAGUCGUCUCUGCUGACUGUCUUGUCUAACGCAACGCCUCAGAUCGCCAGCUACCCUUUCACCACGUUGAAGCCCCAGAUUGGUAAAUUAUUGUACGAAGACCACAAGCAGAUCUCUGUAGCGGACCUCCCUGGCCUGAUUGAAGGCGCUCACAUGAACAAAGGGAUGGGACACAAGUUCCUCAAGCAUGUGGAGAGAACCAAGCAGCUGCUGUUUGUGGUGGACGUUUGCGGCUUCCAGCUGGCAAGUCAAACGCCGUUCAGGUCUGCUUUUGAGGCUGUGCAGCUGCUCACCAAGGAGCUCGAGUUGUACAAGGAGGAGCUUGUGAGCAAACCAGCUCUACUGGUGGUCAACAAGAUGGACCUGCCCGAUGCUGACCAUAAACUACAACAGCUGCAAAAGCAAAUCCUCAACCCAGAAGACUUCUGCCAUACGUUGCCCGAAAACAUGACACCGAAAAGUCACAUGGCAUUCAGGCACGUGCUUCCCGUCUCCGCCGCCACCGGGCUCGGCGUGGACCGCUUGAAAGAGUUCAUCCGGGAGUCGCUCGAGGAAGAAGCUUCCGAGGCCACCGAGGCGCUCCGUCAACAAAGACUGCAACUCCUCAGGCACCACUCACAAUAGGCGCACAUCACAAACAUGGACAGCGUGUGAACAUUAGGCAAUGGAAUUCAGCAUGUACUGUACAGAAUUAUGGGAGUUAUAAUUAUUAAGAGUCAUUUUAGAGGUAAUACUCUGUUUUUAAAAAAAAAAAAAAAAAAAGGCUGACCAGUCAAACACUAGGAGAAACUGGGCUAAAGAUUUGGUACACUUGCAGAUCAAAAACAAGGGCUAUAUCAAAACAUUCAGGCUUUGCAAAGAUAGUCCGUAAUUAUGGUUGAAGCUGUCAGAGAGGUAAUAAUGCUGCUUAUGGUUGUAGUUUGUCAUGGUGUACAGCUCUACUUGGAAAAUUUAUUUGGAUGAGAUCUAUUCAAUAUUUCGAAGAUAUUACGAUGUUAUGUUGAUGAGAAUUUUUUUUUCGUUAUUGUAAUUUCCUCUGAGGGAUUGCAAAUUUGUAUAAUAAAAAAAAAAAUUAAAUUCUU